UGAUUUCAGACAUGGGCUCGGUAUAAAUAGGUGCUCACCUGCUGCUUGUAACACACAUCAUCCUAGAGCUCUCCCUACCACUGCCAGAGACAGCAAUACAGCUAUCAGGUAUCAUGCGGUCGACAUUGUCCCUCUGCUGCCUGGCUCUUCUGUGCUUUGCCCUGGCAGAAGGUGCCCUCAGAAAACCAAAGAAGACAGCGCCAGCCCCUGAUGCCACUGCCAAUGCCACACCCAAAGCUGAGCCUGAGGAUUCCGGUACCCCUGUAACAGUCCCCAAGACUCUGUCCCGAGGAUGGGGUGAUUCCAUCAACUGGGUGCAGACCUACGAAGAGGCUCUUGCCAGGUCCAGAGAAACAAAGAAACCCUUGAUGGUAAUUCACCAUUUAGAAGAUUGUCCUUACAGCCAAGCUCUGAAGGAGGCAUUUUCUGCAGAUCCCAUGGCACAGAAACUGGCUCAGGAGGAUUUCGUAAUGUUGAAUGUUGUGCAUCCUGUAGCUGAUGAUAACCAGUCUCCAGAUGGACAUUAUGUUCCUAGGAUUAUAUUUGUCGACCCAUCAAUGACCGUCAGAACAGACCUUGCUGGUAGAUAUGGAAACAGACUCUACGCUUAUGAAGGUGGUGAUAUUCCUGAAUUGGUCACAAAUAUGAAGAAAGCUAAAAUCCUUCUGCACACUGAGCUGUGAGCAUUACGUGUAGAGUGAAUAGUGCAUCAGAUAUGACCGUGAUGCAUGUAGAAUCUUCUCCAAGAAGAAAUCAGCAGAAACCCUUCAGAACCAUUUCAUUCAACCCUCUAAAAUAUCUCAUCUGUGCAAUGGACCUGAACAGCUCUCUCAAGCCCUUGAUCAUCCAUACAGCUCUGGAAAGCUCAAUUCCCACAAGUCCCUGUUCUAUAAAGACUACAGUAUAUCCCAAUUCAUGUGUCAAGCCCACCUCUCUACCCAAGAAGAUUUCAAUAUGGCCAGUUUUUCUCAUGUUUGUUUCCACACGCCAUUUUCUGCUAAUCCACAACUUGAUAUUGACUGUAGCUUUACAUCACUAACUUUUCUAAUUUCCCACUUUCUUAUAGCACUCCUCUCCAGUGCUAUAGCUGUUUAACAAUAUAUGCAUCUCACUGGCGGUCUAACAAGUAAAACCAGUAGCACUGAGCUUUUGUCUUAUAUGAUCUGGUGAACCAGCAGCCCUCUUAUACCUCAUUGAAUGCCACCUUCAGUUUCUGUUUCCUAUGUAUCACAAACUAUUAUGGACUGUCUCGGGUUCCAUAGUUAAUUAUGAGCAGUAUUGCUGCUUCUCCUUCCUUACACACUGCUGUAUUUAUUAAAACAUUGUGUAUCUUGUAGAUUCUCUACUCUACUGAUACAUACAGUUUGCCAAAAUUGAUUACUACGCCAGAUAAUCUGCAUACAUUUUAUUACACAUACAAUACCCUGGAGCUCACAGGUCAACUGCUCUAUAACGUUAUACAUUUUAUACUAAAUAUUUACUGUUUGUUUGUAAGUUGAAAUAAUAAAUUUGUUUUAUCCAAAAAAAAUA
Messenger RNA from Pelobates fuscus (common spadefoot toad), 1530 nucleotides. Its product is annotated as anterior gradient protein 2-like. Gene Ontology annotation, cellular component: endoplasmic reticulum. NCBI's taxonomy places the organism in Eukaryota, Metazoa, Chordata, Amphibia, Anura, Pelobatidae. The record is from RefSeq and is a predicted model, not a curated record. Gene Ontology annotation, molecular function: dystroglycan binding. The transcript is spliced from 8 exons. The coding region runs from base 114 to 683 and encodes 189 amino acids.